AGGCAAAAAUAAACGUCACAGGUUGCCAGCGUAUCUAACAACACUGCUGUAACACUGACAGCAGGGACACAGGCUCUGGGAAUUACCUCUCUUUACCUCACUGACUUGCUGUUUGUACUUGGAUUUACUUUUUCAACAGAGCAUUUCUUUUAUUUUGAAGCAUGGAUUUGCUUUUGGAUUCUGGCUAAUUAUGACAGAUGUCUUAAUCGUUUUUUUUUAAUGCCAGCUUUGUCAUAGGCAGAUAUUUAUAGCAGACAAAAAAUAUAGCAGACAUUUAUCAUGUCUGUGAUUGCCCUGUUCAGGGGGAAGUUAGGGCAAAAGUCACAGGACACGUCAGGGAAGCAUGCAGCUGCUGUGGCUCAGCCGAGCCAUGAGGAGGACGAUGACGAGGAUGACUCCAAGGUUGGUUUCAGCAGAGAACCCAUCCGAAGGAACUCACGCUUUUACCGGUCGAUGAGGAAAAAGAGGAAUGUUUCAUCUGAUCGGCGUGGAACUUCUCCCAGGCGUGAUGUGGACCACAGUCCAUCCAGCCGAGCAGGCGUCACCAACGCCAAUACUCCCUUACCCCACAAAUCACCUUUGUUGCCCGACUCUAGACGAUCUGUGUUGCCAAGCAAUGGUGAUUCCAGAAGCAGACAUGCUCGGUACACCAAGGAUGCUGUGGAUAAGAGAAGAGAAGGUGUGGGUGGAGGAAGUGCGGACAUAUCGGCAGCCUCCAACAGCCAGCAUAGAGAUUUAACAGAUGACAAGAUCUCUUACAGGAUUCACAACGUUCAUAGUGGAGAAAUAAAAAAGCUCUCGGAGAAAACAGCUGCAGCUUGCACUGUGCAGGAGGUCAGAGGGACAGAAAUGAGCUCACAACAGCCCAGUUCUAAUGGAGCAGACCGGGAGUACUUCAGCCGCAGGUUGCUGAGCAAUGGACAAGGCUCUCAGACGAUCACCCACAGCCUCAACAUCAUCAAAAACAUUGCCUUCUUGUACCAAGAAUACCGGGAUACCUCCAAGCAGCAGGAGAUCGAGCAGCGGCGGCAGCGUGACAACCUCCCUCCCGGGGUAACGACCGGGACCUCUGUGACAGAGCCCGGUGUUGUGUCUCCACCAGCGCUCCAGCUGCAGCUGAGGAACAGCGCUCGCUCACUGAGCUUAUGGCAAAACUUGGAGGCCGUGCAGGCCAGUGGGCUGCUCACUCGGUUACUGCACAAAGAAAUCAUAAUGCAAGAGGCCAUGUUUGAGCUCGUUACCUCAGAGGCAUCCUACUACAAGAGCUUGGAGAUUUUAGAGACUCACUUCCUACGUAACGCCGUUUUAAUCAACACUCUCAGCCAAUCCGACAUGCACUUCCUCUUCUCCAACAUCGAGGAGGUCAUGAAAGCCAGCGAAAGGUUCCUGAUGGACCUCGAGCACCGAAUCGAGGAGUCCAUUUUGAUCUCUGACGUGUGUGACAUUGUUUACUACCAUGCAGUGGAGCACUUCAGUGUCUUCAUCAAAUACGUUAUUAACCAAGGAUACCAGGAGAAGAACUACAGGCGCAUUUUAGAGGGAAACCAGGCAUUUCGGGAGACGAUGGCUGCACUGGAGAACCAUCCGCGUGUCCGAGGCCUUUCCUUUACCUCCUUCCUCAUCCUUCCCUUUCAGAGGAUCACAAGGCUCAAGCUGCUCGUGCAAAAUAUCCUGAAAAAGGCUGAGGAAAACUCUGAGAGGGAAGCCAAUGCUAUAAAAGCUCAUCAGCAACUGGAGCAGAUUGUCAAAGAGUGUAACGAAGGGGUGCGAAAAAUGAGCCGCACGGAAGAGCUCAUCAGAAUUGAGAAAACACUGGAAUUCAAAUCCAAGUCCGUGCCCAUCAUCUCUCACUCACGCUGGUUACUAAAGAAGGGUGAAGUGCAACUAAUGUCAGGACCAAAGACCACGAGAACCAUGCGGAGUCGUAAACUCUACCAGCCAGUCUACUUGUUCCUAUUUAACAAUCUGCUGCUGGUCACCAAGCGGAGCUCCAGUGGGGACAAGUUCCAGGUUCUCGACUGGUGCACGCGGGCCAUGUUGAGGACUGAAGACCUCGAUGACCAGGGCCAGCUGCUGGCCAGCGUGUUCAACCUGAAACUACUGGAGAACCAAGAGGACCGUGCAGUCAACUACAUGCUGAAGACGGCCAGUAUGAGUGACAAGCUGCGAUGGAUAUGUGCUCUCACUCCUAACCGACGCACUCGCUUCAUGUCCAGCACCAGUGCACAUCAAGCAGACUCUCCACAGGUGCAGUGUGUUCAGUCGUACUCUUCUCAGGAGCCAGAUGAACUCUCCAUUGAGAUGGCAGAUGUUUUGAACCUCCUAGAGAGAACAGAUGAUGGCUGGAUGCUGGGUGAAAGGCUCCAUGACGGUGAGAGGGGCUGGUUCCCUAGUCGCUUAGUGGAGGAGAUUCAGAGCAAAGAGGUCCGAGCCCAGAACCUGAGAGAGGCCUUUAGGAUCCAGCAAGCCCAGGAAGGUGGAGGAGGCCCACAAACUUCAAGCAGGGCUGCACUGGGCAGAGCGGGCAGACGCACCGCAAAGAUGUCCAGCUUCUCCACUUCUUGGACUGAUGAAAUGGGGGAAAGCAGUGACAUGAAGCAGUGAAAUCAGUAAAAAAAAAAGAAAUUGACGUUUUCAGGACCAUUAUGCACUAAGAGAAAAAAAACAACAACAUAAUAAUCAGGAUACACACAACCAUUCCAACACUAAGACACCUUGUCCUUUUGAUUUUCAUUUAAAAGUGGAUGGUUUUUAGAGAUCCACACUUUUGUCUCAGUGAUCAAAGUGCUUGAACAAGAGAGGCUGCAUGUCUCCUAAAAAUGUGUCGUGAAUGUGUGUUGUUGGCCCUCACUUUAUGAAGUAUAAUGCAUGACACAAAGCUUUGUGGUUGGACGGAAGCUUCGUUUGGUAACGACUUGAACCCUAACAGUCCAGAGCCCCCUCUUCCACUCGCCUCGGCACGACGCGGUUAUUUUGCGUUCGAUGUACUGUAAGCUGCUGCAUGGGCAAGUUUUAAAACUUUUAAUGUGUUCAUGUGCACAUUUUUAUUGUAAAAAUAAUCACAACGUAAGCAUUUAAGUGUACAGUGGCACUGAGAGCUCAAUGCUCUGCAAAGCAAAUGCAAACAAAUGAGAGAGAGCUCCGUCAGUUUGGCUCAUAGGCUUUAUGAAUAAAUGGACGUCGUCUUCCGGUUUGAAAAGUGAAGCAUAGGAAGUAGUUAGCCACCAGGGGGCGAUUCUGCUGGUUGCAAAGAUAAAUGUGUUUGAAUGAGUCUACGGGAAAAUGCUUAUUGAGCUUAGUGAGCGUUUUCCUGAGGAGUCAUUGGUCUAAAUUGCAAGAUUUAGGUUUUCGUUAAAAGUAUGUGACGUUUAUUUUGUAAAUGAUGUUCUCAUUUCGAGGAAAAAAGAUACGAGUGGACACCACUGGCUUUAUAUUAAAUGUGCAAAAUUGUCUUCCAGUUUUCCCUCAAGAAACCGAAGCAGAAGUACAAUAUAUUGAAUAGCCACCAGGGGGCAACUCCACGGUAAAAUUCACCUACUUUCCAUUUGAUUUAUGACGUUAAUAAACUUAAUGGUCUCAACAGCUAGUUUCAGGUCUUCUUCAAAAGAACGUGAUGUCAGUUUUAUUAUAAAUGAUGUUCACGUUUUGAGGAGAAUGGACCAAGCACAGAAACGGAGUGUGAUUGACAGCUAAUAUUGGACAAAUCUUCAGUCUCAUGGCUUCAAAUUUGAAAAUUAAGAUCAUUCUGACCGGCUUCAAAACUUUGAGUUCAUUUUGCAACCGGAAGACUACGUCCACCUUUUAUAAACAGUCUAUGAUUUGGCGACAUAUGCAGCAUUUAGGGACAAAAAUGUUUAUGUAUGAGGAGAUGAUUUCAAUUUUUCAAAGAAUGUCCUCGCAUUUUAAAACUUGUUUGAAUGUUUUUAAGAAUUCCUCUAAGGAUUUAUUUUUUUUUUUUUUCUUUCCCGACGAUGAAUGGUUGAAACUUGAGUUGUGCUGAGGCUACUUGGAUUGACUGGCCAACAAAGGCCUAUUUGUUUGGUGAUUCUAUGCUGUGCAAUGGACCCCCAGAUUCUCAUUGUCAUGACGAGUCCUCCUGCUGCGCUGAAGAGCGAACACAAGCUGAGCGCAGCCUGUGGUCUAUGCUGUCAAAAGACAACAAAUCUGGACAUUAUAAAUCUGCAGUGUUUCUUACUCGCUGUAAACUUCUGUUUAACACACACACACACACAGGUUUGCACAGCUAUUGUUUUAAGGACUCGCAUUGACUUCAAUUCAAUGCCUAACCCUUAACUUUAACUAAGGAUAAUUCCAAAUCUUAGAACUAAUCUUGAGGUCCUCAGAAAUGAAUUUCUGCCUCAUUAGAACCAGGUUUUGAUCUCCAUGGGGACUACUGGUCCUAAUAAGGUCAGUGUUUAUGCCAGUACAUAAGUACACACACACACACACACACACCAUCUUCCUCUAUCUCUCUUGUGAUUGAUGCCAAAUAACUGCAAUAUGUUGUAAAAAUACUAUGGAUCAGCCUAAUUGUAAAACCUGCGUGUCUAUAAAAAUACAGUUUGUGUACAGUAAUGCAAUCCUUGAAUGUUUAAAAUAAUAGUAAACAAAUACUUCAUUUUGUAAGAUGUAAAUUAUUGUUCAUAAAAAAGCAAUGAUCAGA
Messenger RNA from Solea senegalensis (Senegalese sole), 4663 nucleotides. It is a transcript of the gene ngef, whose product is annotated as neuronal guanine nucleotide exchange factor. Bases 280 to 2604 code for a protein of 774 amino acids. Gene Ontology annotation, biological process: activation of GTPase activity. Gene Ontology annotation, molecular function: protein binding; guanyl-nucleotide exchange factor activity. The transcript is spliced from 15 exons. NCBI's taxonomy places the organism in Eukaryota, Metazoa, Chordata, Actinopteri, Pleuronectiformes, Soleidae. The record is from RefSeq and is a predicted model, not a curated record.